Messenger RNA from Choloepus didactylus (southern two-toed sloth), 2735 nucleotides. RefSeq names its product coiled-coil domain containing 8 (gene CCDC8). Gene Ontology annotation, biological process: regulation of mitotic nuclear division; microtubule cytoskeleton organization. Lineage: Eukaryota; Metazoa; Chordata; Mammalia; Pilosa; Megalonychidae. The record is from RefSeq and is a predicted model, not a curated record. The transcript has a single exon. Gene Ontology annotation, cellular component: 3M complex. Bases 651 to 1838 code for a protein of 395 amino acids.
GGGGUGGGGGGCUGGGCUGCUGUCUCCUAGCGCCUCGGCCAUAUUGCAUAGCCACGGCCGAGCCGUCUUUGUCUGCGAAGUCCUCUCCCAAGUUCCAGCCGCGCGUCCCUGGUACCGGGGCCUGAAGCCUCGCGGGCAGCCCGUGCGCCCCGACUUUGUCGCCGAGGCACCAGCUUCCCAGCCUUGGAGUGGACUUUGAGCCUCAGGGACUGACCUCAACGCCAGCUCACGUAAGCGUCGUGGGAAUUAAGAUCCACAAUUCCCUGGCGGGGAGCAGGACUCGGGCAAUUCUGCGGGCUGAGAAAUUAGGAGGUGUUGUCUCAUCGCUGGCUGGUGAGCUGAGACCCUCCCGGGCAGCCCUGCGGGGGACCUCCCCAACCCCAGGCUAGGGGGCUGCAUGUUGUUUGGGCUCCUUGGCCUUCUCCACCCCAAAUUUCACCCUGGAGAUCUUAAAAACGCUCGAGAAAAGCCAUGUGGGGGGCUGGUUCCCCUGGGGCUUCCUGCCGUCCCCGGACUGCCUGAUCCUGUGGAGCGUCCCUGACGUCUGCAGAGAUGUGGACCUGGACGUCCUCGUGGAGGCCCUGAGGCCGGUGGGGACCUUUAAGAAGAUCGGCAAGGUGUUCCGCAGGGAGCAGGACUCCACGGUGGGGAUGCUGCAGAUCGGCGACGAUGUGGACUAUCUGCUCAUCCCCCGGGAGGUCCGGCUGGCUGGGGGCGUCUGGAGGGUCAUCUCCAAGCCCGCUACCAAGGAGGCGGAAUUUCGGGAGCGCCUGACCCAGUUUCUGGAGGAAGAGGGCCGCACCCUGGAAGACGUGGCCCGCAUUAUCGAGAAGAGCACCCCGCACCCGCCCCAGACCCCCAAAAAGCCCAGGGAGCCCCGAGUGAGAAGGAGAGUCCAGCAGAUGGUGACGCCACCCCCCCGGCUGGUCGUGGGCACGUAUGACAGCAGCAACGCCAGUGACAGCGAAUUCAGCGACUUUGAAACUUCCAAAGAAAACGGCCAUAGAGGCACUGGGAGGGGCAGACAGGUGCGCAAAAUGCCCGUCAGUUACCUGGGCAGCAAAUUCCUGGGGAGCGACCAGGAGAGCGAGGAUGACGAAGAACUGGUGGAGGCCUUUCUGCGGCCUGAGGAAAAGAAACCCAGUGGGGCCACGGUGUGCAGCAGUGUGCACCAGCCAGUGCCCGUUGUUGGGGACCACCUGGGGCCCCAGCUUUCCAAGGCAGACAGGUGGUGGGAGUAUAGCAGCCAGGUGUCCUGGGGGAAGCUGAAGCAGACAGUGAAGGGUUGGGCUCCACGGUCCUUCCCGCGGCUGCAGGAAGCCAGGCAGGCCCCCUCCAGGGCCGAGAGUGAUGGGGCAUCAGAGCCAGGCAGUGCCAGUGGGGGGGACAGUGUGGAAAAUGCAGGAGGGGGGCAGGUGCCUGAGUCCCCCCCAACAUGUUGGAGGCCCAAAAUCAACUGGGCCUCGUUCAGAUGUCGCAGGAGGGAGGAGGCACUAUCCACAGCUCAGGGGACAGAGGUCCUGGCUGACCAGAGGGCAGAGGCUGCAUCUAAUGGGGCAGAGGGCUCAGAUGCCCAAGAAGCGGGACCCUCAGUUGCCCAGAGGGCUGCAGGGGCACCCCCAGGAGCCAGGGCCCGAAAACAAGUCAAGACAGUGAGGUUCCAGACCCCCGGACGCUUCCCGUGGUUUUGCAAGCACCAGAGAACCUUCUGGCACACUCCCCGGUUGCCAACCCUGCUCAAGGGAGUCCCCAGGGCAGAUGAGGCCAGGAGCCUAAGGGUGCUGAGGGCCGGGGCCAGAGCAGAAGCCGGGCAGGGAGAGCAAGAGGACCAGCUGUGAGGCAAGGUGGGGGCCAUUCGGGGUGCCCUGCUGCCCCUCGGCCACUCCGGGCACCAUCUCCACCCCCACUGAGAAGCACUUUGUCUGCACACCUGAGAGCCAGGCAGAGAGAGGGGAAAGCAGUGCUUCUUCUAUUUCCAUCUAACGACCCCCUCGCCUUUUUCCUUUUAACAUUUUGUCACUCAUUCAUUGGUUUUUUUUAUUCAGACUCUAUAGCAACCCACAGGAUGUUUAAAAAAAAAAAUAAUCCGUACAGUGGGGGUGCAUCACACGUUUUCAACUUCCUCAAAUGCACCUCUGGGUGCUCAGCUUUAAAAAGGGAGAGAGAGAUGGGGGGAGUUCAUUUCUUUUCUCUCCUCCCUUUUGUCUGCGCCCUUGACACUCACUGCCUCCUUGGACUUAAAAAAAAGGGCUCCACCUGCAUGCAAAUUAGAACAUUUUCAAACUUAUUUCUUGCUUCGGACUCGCCCACUGGGGAACGCAGCAGAGUCACUUGGUCACGCACCCGCACUGUCCACUCAGUGCCCAUCCUCCAGGGCACUGCUAGUCCCUGGGUUCAUGUUGUCACUUUGUUUUCCACCCCACCCCCACCCCCAGACCCCUGAGCUCUGCUGGGCUGGAGGGCUCGGGGCUCACAGUUGGAGCCCUUCCAUCUAACCCUGGCGAAGGGGUGUGGGGGUCCAGCGGGCAUAAAAAUCACCGGGCGAACGGAUCUGAAAUGCAGAUGCUGGAGCCUUUCACCCCUGAGUUGGGGUUUGCUGGGCCUGCUUGUGUGGCCCAGGAAUCUAUUCUGAUCCGGUCCUGCAAACUUAUCCCGGGGCAGGGUGGCCCCUGGACACAUCGAAAACUCAUUGCAAUAGGAGCAAGCCAAAAAGAGGGGUUGGGGUGCAGUGUGCU